AUGAUGAGCUCCAAAGAGGAGGAAACUCUCUGUUUUUUCCAGUAUGUUGAGGAGAAUGGGCUGAGAGCCUACAACGGCCUGGUAGCUCAGAACUUGGACCACGCCAGGAAUGAGAGAAACAGGGCAUUCCUGCAGGAAAAAAACGACAAGAAGAGAAAGCAGGAGGAAGCCAUAAGGAGGACAGGUGAAGACAUAGCAACCGAAGGCAAGCACUUACGUAUGGGCUCUAUUACCAUGCCGGACCCCCAGGAACGCAUGCCCAUGCCCCACCCGCAUGCCCUUGCCUGUGGGCAGGGCUUCUCUGUACGCUCCCAGUCCCUCCACUCAGUCGGUGGUGGGAACAGUGGGGGUGGAGGAGAGGAGGAAGUGGGAAGCCCGACCUCUAGGAAGCAGCCCCCACCCAAGCCCAGGAGGGACCCAGCCACCAAGCUGAGCAUGUCGUCUGAGGCAGUGGACCACAGUCCUAUGUCCACCUGCCGUGGGGAGAGAUGUGACGGUGAGUGGUGUGAUGCAGCUCAAGGAUGCAGUGAGGACUGCAGGAGGGUUCCACCGCCCAAACCCAAGAGGAACCCCAACACACAACUGAGCGUUUCCUUUGAUGAGUCCUACAUCAAGAGUCACGGGGGCAGCGGGGUCUGCCCCUCAAAACCCCUCCAUCAUGUCACCUCCCCCUGCGAACACAACUCCUCGCCUCCACAGAGUGAUGAGAGCCCUACAGAUGACUGUGAAGAUGAGCCUGUCUACAUAGAGAUGGGCGGGUUCGAUGUCGGAGCACGAGAACCCCUGAAGAGUGAGGAUGAGGAGCCGGGAGAGUCCGUGUACGAGGAAAUGAAGUACCCAGUUCUGGAUGAUAUGGAGUACCGCACUGACCCCGUGGGAUGCCGCUCUGCAUGCCCCACCCCAGCACCCUAUGACCCUGAACCUCUCAGUCGCUGCUCCACACCUAGAAACAUUCCCCUUUGUGACAUUCCUGCACCUUUUCCCAAUUUACUCACCCAUCGCCCUCCGCUGUUAGUCUUCCCACCAGCACCAGCCCAGUGUUCACCCAACUCAGAUGAGUCUCCCCUCACCCCUCUAGAUGUAACCAAAUUGCCCAUGCUGGAGAACCAAUCCUACAGCAAAUCCCCAACAUCCUCCACUGAGCCACCCUCCUCUGCACACAUUCGCAGGGAGCUCACUGCCACCCCAACCCUCACCGUCUCUGGGCGCUCCUCUGCACCUCCUCUACCAUGUACCCUCUACAAAUCCUCCUCCUCAUCCUCCUAUCAGCGCAGCCACUCUGCUUGCCCAUCGCCUGUCAGCAUGGGCCGCUGUCUAACCCCUCUGAGCCUCAUGCGUACACCUCCUUUUGACGCUACAAUGCCAUUCCCCGGAGGUCUGCCACGGAGCGCCUCUGCCACCCCUCAUGGCAAAGGCUCACCACCUCAAGAUGGUGUGAGUCGACUCCACGGCUCUAUGCAGAAUGUGUCAACAGGGCGAUCACGGACACCCACCAGCCCACUGGACGAAUUAACCAACCUGUUCACCACAGGCAGGAACAUGCUGAAGAAAAACACCAGUGGCAGAAAGUCUAAAGAGCCUGGAGAAACUGAGUCCAAAAGCAAAUCUCACAGUGAUUCCAAGCGUGAAGGCAAGGAACGGCACAGCCACAGUCACAGCAAGGAGUCCAAGCGAGACUCCAAAGAGCGCCACAUCAAAGAGUCUUCUCACCGAAGAGACAGUAAAGACCGUACUUGUAGUGGUGUAGAAGCAACACCUGUUCGCAGGGAUAGCAGGGACCAGGGCUGCAGCAGUGUAGAGCCCAUUCCUGUAAGACGGGACUCCAAAGACAGGGGCUGCAGCUCCUUAGAACCCAUCUCUUUGAUAAGAAGAGACUCCAAGGACAGAGGGAUCAGCAAUGGUGACUUGAUGCCAAGGAGAGACAGUAAAGAUCGGGGUGGGGGACAUGGAAUGGAGUCUCUGCUUAGACAGGACAGCAAGGACAGACUGUUAGAUCAGCCACCUGAGCUGUUACCUAGACAAGACAGCAAGGAAAGGGCACGAAAUGGUAUAGACUCUAGACAUGAAAGCAGAGAGAGACUGCUGGAUCAGCCACCUGAGCUCUUACCCCGACAGGAUAGCAAAGAGAGAGCCAGGAACGGUGUCGACUCAAAGUAUGAAAGCAGAGACAGGCCACCUGAGCUUGUACCCCGACAGGAGAGCAAAGACAGAGCUAGAACUGGAGCAGAAUAUAGGCAUGAUAGCAAAGACCAUCGUCCUGAUUUCAGGGACAGAGUUGGCUACAACUCUGAAUCCAAGCAUGAGGCGAGAGAGCGGAGCUCCCACAAUGGAGAUCUUCCUCCGCCUCAUCUAACCAGGCAGGACAGUAAAGACCUGAGCAAAACUGGCCUCGAGGUGAGACGGGACAGCAAAGACAGAAGUCUGAAUGGCUCAGAGCCUCACUGUGAUGUGAAGAACACCAAGAGCCCCACUAGAAUGGAGUAUGGGUGUGAUAGCAAAGAGAGAGGAUACAGAUCAGAUGGCACGCCCCGACGAGAUAACAGAGCAAAUUACAGCAUGGACCAAUCAAAAGCACAAGAGAGGAAUGGCGGCACAAUGUCAGGGCAGCAUUCAUCCACGACACCUACUCACCACGGGAGAUCAUCUGGCAGCCCACCAAUGACCAUGGGAACAGGAAAUGGUAAGGAUCUGAAAGCAGCACCAAGGUAUGGCCGCUCACCUUCUACGCCUGCUAACCCCUCACCAAUGGGAACUCCACAAAGGAGAGCAGCAGAGACACAUCAGAGCCAGAUGCCCCAGAUGCCAUGGAUAUGUGGGGACACCACCAUGCUAGAGCAGAUUGAGAGGAAACGCACCCUCUGCACGGAGAUCCGCUCCAGACAGCAUCCACACCUGCAGAGAUCUCUGGAGAGGCCUCCUCCUCUGGACAGGAACGAGGACAGGUCCCAGGAGCGGAAUCAGUGCAAGCAAGAAAGUGCUUCUGUCCUCCCAAGCUGGGGGAAAAGCAGCGGGGCCAAAAAGAUCCGUCCUCCCCCUUACCCCACACAGACAACCGUUUUUUGGGACACAGCCAUCUGA
Messenger RNA from Xiphias gladius (swordfish), 3078 nucleotides. It is a transcript of the gene nyap2b, whose product is annotated as neuronal tyrosine-phosphorylated phosphoinositide-3-kinase adaptor 2b. The transcript has 9 exons. Gene Ontology annotation, biological process: neuron projection morphogenesis; phosphatidylinositol 3-kinase/protein kinase B signal transduction. NCBI's taxonomy places the organism in Eukaryota, Metazoa, Chordata, Actinopteri, Istiophoriformes, Xiphiidae. The record is from RefSeq and is a predicted model, not a curated record. The coding region runs from base 1 to 3078 and encodes 1025 amino acids.